CAUAAGGAGACCCCAAAAAACUGUGAGAAGACCCCAAAAAACCAAGAGAAGACCCAAAAAACCCAUAAAAAGACCCCAAAAAGCCACAAAGAGACACCAAAAACCUGUGAGAAGAUUAAAAAGACCCCAAAAAACCAUGAGAAGAUCGCAAAAAAACCAAGGGAAACCCCCAAAACCCAUGAGGAGACCCCAAAAAGCCACAAGAAGAUGCCAAAGACCCAUGAAGAGACCUCAAAAACCCAGGAAGAGAUCCCAAAAGCCAUGAGAAUAUGCCAGACCCAUGACAAGACCGAAAAAACCAUGAGGAGACCCCAGAAAACCAGAAGAGAAGACCCCCAAAAACAUGGGAAGACCCCAAAAACCCAUGACAAGACCCCAAAAAUAUAUGAGGAGACCACUAAAACCCAGAAGAUCCCCAAAAAAACAUGA
Messenger RNA from Leptosomus discolor (cuckoo roller), 429 nucleotides. The record is from RefSeq and is a predicted model, not a curated record. Lineage: Eukaryota; Metazoa; Chordata; Aves; Leptosomiformes; Leptosomidae.